AUGGCAUCCGUAGACACCACCGAACUCCCCGCCCGCACCACCGGCGCCGCGGCCCAGCUCGCGGCCGCGCACGCCGCAGAGCACCCGCUCAAGCUGUACGGGGGCUGGUUCUGUCCCUUCGUACAGAGGGCCUGGGUCGUGCUGUGCGAGAAGCGCGUGCCGUACCAGUACGUCGAGAUCAACCCGUACGCCAAGGCGCCCGAGUUCCUGGCGCUGAACCCGCGGGGGUUGGUUCCUACUUUGGGUGUGCCUUUCAAUUCGGACUCGAAGUCGGGAAGUGUGGAGGGAGAGGAGGGAAAGGAGGUUAAGAGGAAGCCACUGUACGAGAGCGCGGUGAUCUGCGAGUACCUUGAUGAGGCGUACGAUGAUGCGACGAAGUAUGGCCCGAGGUUGUUGCCGGAGGACGCGUAUGAGCGCGCGAGGUGUAGGUUGUGGAUUGAUCAUAUUAGCGGGAAGAUCAUUCCCGGGUUUUACAAGUUCAUUCAGCAUACGUCGGAGAAGGAGUACAGUAUCGAAGAGGCGCGCGAGAAUUUCCUAGGACAUAUCAAGAUGCUUGUGCGUGAGAUGCUGGAGGGUGAGGAGAGUGGCCCGUGGUUUCUCGGGGAUAGGUUUAGUCUGGUGGAUAUCAUGCUGGCGCCUUGGGCGAAACGGCUUUUUCUUAUUGAUCACUAUAAGCCAGGUGGAUUGGGGAUUCCGGCCGAGGGACAGGGUGGUGAUGAUGAGAAGAUCUGGGCGAGGUGGAGGAAGUGGUUCGACGCCAUUACCACUCGGCAGAGUGUGAAGGAUACUUGGAGCGAUGAUGAGCAGUACAUCGUUGCGUAUAGGAGAUACGCCGAGGAUAAGACACAGUCUGAAGUCGCGAAAGCGACGAGGAAGGGUGAAAGACUUCCAUGA
This is a messenger RNA of Annulohypoxylon truncatum, 894 nucleotides long. RefSeq names its product putative glutathione-S-transferase theta, GST. Gene Ontology annotation, cellular component: cytoplasm. Gene Ontology annotation, molecular function: glutathione transferase activity. The record is from RefSeq and is a predicted model, not a curated record. The coding region runs from base 1 to 894 and encodes 297 amino acids. The transcript has a single exon. Lineage: Eukaryota; Fungi; Ascomycota; Sordariomycetes; Xylariales; Hypoxylaceae.